GGCCACGUCAGGUGCGGCUGCUGGGCGGGGGGAGAGAGCUGUUAAAGGAAACAAGACCAUGCUUCUCCUUGGGCUGUGGAUAUAGAAUGUUAGAACAUCAAGACCAAGAGGAACUGACCACUGUGCGUGUUCAAGAUCCUCGUGUCCAGAAUGAGGGAUCCUGGAACUCCUAUGUGGAUUACAAAAUAUUCCUCCAUACAAACAGCAAAGCUUUCACUGCGAAGACAUCUUGUGUGCGCAGACGGUACCGGGAGUUUGUGUGGCUGAAGAAGCAGCUACAGAAGAAUGCUGGAUUAGUGCCUGUUCCAGAACUUCCUGGGAAGUCCUCGUUCUUUGCUGGCCAUGCAGACGAAUUCAUUGAGAAGCGACGGCAGGGUCUUCAGCAGUUCCUGGAGAAGGUGGUACAAAACGUCGUACUUCUUUCUGACAGCCAGCUGCACCUCUUCCUCCAGAGCCAGCUCUCCGUGCCGGAGAUUGAAGCUUGUGUCCAGGGACAGGGACCUCUAAGCGUCACAGAUGCCAUUCUCCGCUACGCCAUGUCUAACUGUGGUUGGGCACAGGAAGAGGAUGGCCACUCGGCCUGGCUGGCCAGAGGAGAUUUGGGUGGCAGGUUUGACAGAGGAAGCCAUCCUGCUGGAAGUGCCCCUGAGCCCCUUCCUUAUUGGAGUGACAUCAGCAUGGAAGACAGCCAGUUGGAGAGUCCAGAUUCUGAGGAAGAGGAGAGCCAUUCGGCAGGGUCACUUCAGGUUGGCGCUGUAAAAUCAACUGACCAUGCCAAGGAACAGUGAGAGUCAGAACAGCCCCUUUGGGAUAUCGUUGGAGUUCUUUCUCAGCAGUUGUCUUGCCUGUCAGACCCUAGAGGGGAGGCACUGCUGUCUGUGUUGGAUCUGGUGAGCUGAAUGAACAUUUGGCCUGGAUCAGCGAGAACACUUGGUGAACUAAAACGAAUAGCUGCUGCCCAGGGACCCCAGAGUCGUUCUAAAGGAGACGUAGUAUUCCUGGUUUUAUUGUGGCCCUCCUUCCUUGUAAGUCAGCUGGCUUCCUACGAGGGCUUUCCCAGCUGUAGAGGAAUCCCACUGGGCAGGAAAAGGUUCUGUUUUGGGGUUUGGCUGCAUCCUGUCUAUUCUCCCCAUCCCCAUAGCUGGUAGAAGACAACUGGGCUUCUGAGAAAAGUACAGACUCAUAGGCAUGUUGAAUAGCUUGCCUGGGUUGGACUUUCCUCUGGUACAGAGCCAGAGAACCCACCUGCUAUCCCUAAAUGCCAGGCCCCCAUCUGGUUUCCCUUGGUGGAACUGCAUGCAGCUGGGAUGAGUGUCUCUCUUCUCCCUCCCCCAACUCAUUAGUGUUGUACUUGAUUCUUCUGAAAUCCAACUAGGAAGAACUUAUUAAAUAUGGAGAGGAGAAAAUGGAAGAUUAUUUUGCAGGACUCUUGCAUGCUUGAUACAUCUCUUGGGAAACAAUCUCUUUCCUGGUUAUUUCAUUGCAGCUUUCAGCUUGAAACAGGAUCUGGGGUGUGUAUGUGUAUGUUCAUGGAACCCACUCUAAGCUCUGGAAAUAAAAUUGCCUUCCUGUACAUACACCCACACCUCUCAAACUUUAGUGGAGUUAUUGAUGAUCCUGCUCAGGCAUCACCACGCAAAAUCUACUAAUGACUGGCUUACUGUAUUCAGUUCCACAUUCCACUUCUAUCCUAAAGGGCAAUGUUGGGGCAUGUGUGGGGGGAGGGUAAUACAGAUGUGUUGCUCUCCUUCCUUCCCUUCUAGUCCAGUAUGUUACGAAGUAAGGGCCCCCCAUUUAAUUUAAAAGGGUAGCAAGUUUCUAGUCCUUAGUAUUUCAAGGAGAAACUCAAACGUCAGUUGAAUUUUGGCUGGAAGUGGCAAGAUUUGUUUUUUAUUUAAAGAAUGGAAUUGAAACCUUCCUCCUUUAACAAAAAGUGCUGAAUUUCUCCUCAUAUCCUUUUCUCUUCC
This is a messenger RNA of Eublepharis macularius, 1967 nucleotides long. It is a transcript of the gene SNX11, whose product is annotated as sorting nexin 11. The coding region runs from base 87 to 788 and encodes 233 amino acids. NCBI's taxonomy places the organism in Eukaryota, Metazoa, Chordata, Lepidosauria, Squamata, Eublepharidae. The transcript has 7 exons. The record is from RefSeq and is a predicted model, not a curated record. Gene Ontology annotation, molecular function: phosphatidylinositol binding. Gene Ontology annotation, biological process: intracellular protein transport.